Messenger RNA from Pyricularia oryzae 70-15, 1959 nucleotides. Its product is annotated as acetyltransferase. The transcript has 2 exons. Bases 683 to 1690 code for a protein of 335 amino acids. NCBI's taxonomy places the organism in Eukaryota, Fungi, Ascomycota, Sordariomycetes, Magnaporthales, Pyriculariaceae. The record is from RefSeq and is a predicted model, not a curated record.
UGCACGUCAGAUAGAGUGCCAGGCCAUCCAUGUCACACAUGCGAGCUGGCAACCCAAGUAUAAACACAAAACCUACCGGAACCUUGAAAAUGUGCUCACGGCUCACCUGUGUUUUCUAUUCUGUUCUUGACACGGGAAAUAUUUCAUGGAAACCCCUUCUUGUCAUUCCCCGUAUUGCCACUUGUCAGUUUUUAUUCCGAGUUUCUUCUCUUUCCCUUCCAUUACUUUUCCGAGUGUGUUGCUGCCUUGGUUGUCCAGGAUACCACCACUUACUUCCAUCCCGUGGUGGGGAUUCCCUUCCACGUCAAGCAGUGUCUCCAUAGGAUCGGUCAUUAUUACUGUACUACGGUUCGCACCCCCUAGACCCUGGGCCAAUAUCAUAAGAAAAAUCAACCCUUUGUGCGCCUCUCCUGGGGAACGAAAACUUUUCCCAGAGUUUUUCUUGCCUUUUAUAUCAUCUUUUAUGUCUGCCCACAGGAUUCUGCUGCCUGUGUGAAGCAUACUUGGGGAAAAGAGCCACACACUGUCUGAACAGAAAAAAAAAAAAACCCUUUUUUUCUCGUCCUGGCACACACAAGCAUUGGACACCACCAAAAAAAAGCUUGGGACCGGCAAAUUUUGUACAAGUCCGCAGCAGGUGCAUAAGCCGUUCACAACCCCACGUCGCCUGCGACCACCGAAUAUGGCAACAGUGACUUUCACAGUCACCGAAUUCGACUUGUCCAACUGUCGCCCAAAGCCCAUAGCUGACAGAAUCAAUGAUGUCCCGGGCCUCAAGACCAGCACUGCCUUCUUUUCCUUCCUCCGCGCGAACCUCGUGCAGACACCUUCGACCAUGUCAUCCGUGAACACACCACUCGUUGAGCCGACGGACACGGCACCAGUGCCGCACAACCUGCGCCGCAACGGCGCCGCAGCCGUUUCCCCGGCGUGCCUGGACGACGACGACGCCAUCCCGCCCCUGUCCCUCGAGCUGCUGACGGAGCGUGCCGACCGCGUCCAGGCCCUGAAGCUCGUCGCCGACAGCGUCGCCCAGCAGCGCCAGCGUGCCGCCUACUCGCUCAUCUUCCACCCGCUGCCGCUCGCCCUGCUGGCCGCAGGCCUAGCCCUCGCCUACAAGCAGGCCAGCCACGACCUCGGCACGCUUCUGGCCCUGUCGUCCGGCGUCGUCAUGACGUACCUCUUGGCUAUUCGGUACGUUACGGCGCCGUACAUCCGCCACGCCGAGGCGAUGGGCUGGCCGUUCUUGUCGCGCCUCGGCGAUUCCGAGGCGGACGGCACCGACCUCGCAACGGAGGACAUGGUUAUCGGGACAAAGUUUGGCGACGAGCUCAUCGGCGCAUUGGUCCUGCGCCUGGAGCCGCCCAGCCGCCCCGGUUCGUCCGAGGGCGGCAGGCGGCGCAACCGCACGCUGAGCCUCAAGGGUGGCAGGGGAGUCAUCCGCGCGUGGACCACCAAGCUGCGGUUCAGGUCAAAGGGCGUGGGCGGAGACAUGCUUCACGAGGCCGUGCGCCUCACACGGGAAAGGUGCGGACGCGACGCCGAAGUGGGCUUUGCGCUGGAACAUGCCAACAGCCUGCGCGUCCUGCCCGACUUGUUCAACGGUCCGUUCAGGAGGGACGAGGUGAGGGCUGCAAAGGCCCUCAAGGCCGUGCUUGGAGAGUGGGAGGGUGGUCGACGCAAGAGGUGAUGGUGCUUGAGAGCACAUUGGCAUCUGUCAUUUUUGGGUUUUACAGGGGUUUUUUUUUCAGGAUCACCAGUUUUUAGAUAGAAAGAGGGCUUAGGUUUGCCAAGUGUUUUACGGGAAGUUCGGAUGGGAAAAAAAUAAUGAUACCAAGAUACCAUUCUUUUAUUACAGUAUUUUCACAAUUUCAAGCCGUAUUCAAUUCGGGGCGGUGUGGUUGCAUUAUUGAUCGUAUAUUAAUUGUUUCCCGUCCCCAUUUUCUUGACCGUCAUGGC